AUGAAAAGAGUGCAUCAUUUUCAAACAAAUUUUGAGUGAGAAAAGCGAAAAUAUUUCUAAGGAAUUCUGUAAUUUACAGAUUGUAAUGUAAUUGCAAAGAAAGGACAGGCAAUUAUGCUUCCAGUUCCAAGAUAUAUUGACAAUCCAACCAUUGUCAGAAAUAAAGAAAAUCCAAAGCAAGCACAACAAAGUAUGGCAAGCUGUCAGACACCUGUUCGUGCUCCCCUGAAGGAUGUUAACAAUUCAGCUGUGGUUGCCAUGGUGAAGAAAGGGGCGCAAGUAGGAACUCCCAGCAAGAAAACACCCAGGAGGAAAUCAGACAAAAUGAAAGGAGCACUCAAGAAGCCACCUGUAGCCAUCUAUGAGGACAUUACACCUGUGAAAGACAAACCCAGUAAUGAGGGUGCUGCUUUGAUGACAUCAAAACCCUGCGAGGAGAGUGUUGCACUGAACACUUUAGUCUACAACAGAGUUGUUGACAUUGUCUCCAAGACUCAGCAGGCAUAUGAAGCUGAGCUAGCAGUUAGAGACAAUAAGAUUGGUGAGCUUACUGAACAGCUGGAGCAGAGAAGCCCCGUAGCAACCAAACCACAGGCUGACUCUGUGAAUGAAAGUCAUUUCCUCGACUUAUUCGUGGAUAUCCUUGUUAGCAGCACCAUUGACAAUGCUCUUCAAUCCCUCUCUCAUCCUCAUGGUAACAACACAAGCUGCCAUAGCAACACAACUUGUUGUCAUGCCAACAAUACCACAAAUACAGAUAACCAACUCAACCCUGAUAUUCAAUCUCCUAUCAUUGUUACCCAUAAAAAGGGUAUACUUCUGAACAACCAGCAAAAAAAUGACAAUAGCAACAAUCAAACUACAAAACACCAUAGCAACAACUCAAAAACUGUCAACUUUAAUGAUGACAUUGUGAUUAUUCCUGCAUCAGAUGAUAUAAUUGAUGAAGAAUCUGGUGAUUCUAAUGAACACAAAUGUGAAAAUGACACCAAAACAGAAACCAAAGAUCUCCCAGAUGAUACAAAAUCAGCAAACAAAAGACUGAGUGAGAUUAGUACAAUAAAAAUUGAUUCAGAAGCAUGUUAUAAAUCUCUGGACUCAAGGUUUGAUAAGAUAAUGUCAACAUUGAGUGAAAGUGUCUCUACAACUCUAACUGAAGCUCAAUCCAAGCAACAAGAAGGGAGCACCACAUGUAUGUCGCAAUCACAUCAAGAAACAAUGACAGACAUUGUGCAAGUCAUGGUUGUUGCAACUAAUACUUCACCGAUGUUAAGAGCACAGAGAGUUUUCUGCGAUUCAGAGACCUCAACAGUGACACCUAUUAAAUGUAUAAAUGUUGAGACUUGUACUUCUCCAAUUCGGAGUUUGUCAAUUGAAACUUGUAUGACCCCAAAGAAGACACUGGAUUUUGAGCAAAAUACCUCAGUAGUGAUGACAACACAGUCCAUUUCUACAUCUCCAAUCAAAACAUCAGCAACUGAAACUAUGGUUACUCCUGUAAAAUGCCAAGAAAAUUCACAAAUGACUUCACCUGUUGGCAUGGCAACCACAGAAACCAUGGUUACCCCCACAAAACACAUAGAUAGUGCACAAGGAAUGAGUCCAUUGCCUCCAAAAGUGGACAGCUCACAAGGGAUGAGCCCAUUGCCUUCAAGGAUAGACAGCUCACAAGGGAUGAGUCCACUUCCAGAGAGGGUGGAUAGAUCAUCAAUCACCUCUCCUGUAGGGAACUCUGUGCUCAGGUACUCCAAAGAUGACCUCAGUGACCUUAACACACAUGACCUUGCCCACCAGUUAGAAACAGCCACCAUUAGUAAUGCAUUGUUACGUCAUGAGCUAUCAGAAUUGAAGCAGACACAAGAACAUGUUACCAAACAGCUUGAUGAGGCGAGACAAAAUGACUUUGAUAACAAGAUGGAGAUUGAGAAGAUCAAAGAGGAGCAGCAUCUUCAACUGGAAGAUAUUGAGGCUAGAAAAGAUUCAGAACUGAAGGAACUGAAAGGUUUAGUGUGUGACCAACAAAGAACAAUUGAAGACCUCAAGAAUUCAUUGACAAGUGAGGCAGAGAGUCAUCAAAAACAACUAGAGUCCAUUAAGGAAGAGAACCAUAACUUACAGGAGGACCUCUGUAGGACAUUCAAACAGCAUAAACAGGAGAUGCACAAUUUGGAAAAGAGACACCAAGAGAAUGAUUACAAGCCUCAUUUUGAACGCAGUCAGGUUAUAAUAGAGGAACUAAGAGCCGAACUUGAUGUUUAUGUGGAUAUGAUGUCAUCACUUGACACGGCCAACACAGUGCAGGAAGAGCUUAUGUCAGUUCUGAGUCAAGGUCACAGUGAGGUCACCCAGCUUGCCGAGUCCACUUUGAAACAGAAGGCCGAUUUAGAAGAGCAACACAAGGUUAUGGUUGAGAAGAUAGAACAGAAUGAUAAUGCAAUGAGUAAGAUGACAGAUGAAAACAAUGCAAUGAGAGAGAAGUAUGAAGCAAUGAAAAGUGAAUGGGAACUCAUGAAAGCUGAGAAGAUACAGAUGGAGAUACUGUAUGAAGGAACUCACGCUGACCUAGGUUCAUCUAUGACACGUAUCUCAGAAUUAACAGACUCUCUAUCACUGUGCCAAGAAAGGUUGCAAGAAAAGACAGAUCUCCUAAAGGUGCUUCAUGAUGACAUGGCAAUCUUACAAGAUCAGGACUGUGAUAACUUCAUGCAUAUCCAAACACUACAUGCUGCUAUAGGAGUGCAGGACAUGGAGCUAGAUGCACAGUGCGAAAAAACUGCCGAGGCAGAGAAGCAGGUUAAGGUGCUACAAGAGCAUCUCAAUGCUGAGUGUGAAAGGUUUGAUAUUGAUACACAGAACCUCCAGCGGACUCUAGAUUCCAGAGAGGAGGACAUUAACACUCUCCAGGCAGAGUCAGACAAGCAGAGGGCAACUAUAGCAGAGAUGACCCCCUAUAUAAGGCAACUGGAGUUACAGGUUGAGGAGAGUAAAUACACAUACAGGGAACUAUGCAUGACUAAAGACCUGUUACAGAGCACACAGUCUUCCAGCAAAGAAACCCAGGAGUUUCUUGAAGAGGAACGUAAUAUGUUGAGUGAGAGUCUAGCUGAAAAAGAAGAAUCUCUGAAACAAGCAACUAUGAUGCUAGCUGCUAAGCAACGAGAGUUCCAACAGAAAUCUCAACUAUGUGCAGAUCUUACUGAACAGGUCCAAACUCAAAGUGACACUAUACAUCAGUUGAAGGAUGAACUGGACAGCACCAAGGCACAUGCCCACUAUAUGCUUCUGAACCAGGGCAGUGAGAUACGUGACGUCGCAUUCGAAACAGAUCGUGUCACCCAGAGAAUGGAACAAGUCAUAGAAGCCCUUUCUGAAAAAACAUCACAGUUUCAGAGCGACAAAGCUGAAGAGGAUGAACCAGAGGAACCUAUCCCAGAACCCCCUCUGAUGACAUCUACGUUCAAAUCCCAGAGUCUCAUAUCCAGCAUACUCUCUGCCAUACAAACAUCUCCUGAGUCACCUGAUUCAUCCCAGGAACCAAUCAAAAUCAGUAAUGUAUCCAAGAUGGCUGACACAUCCAAAAUGGCCGACUCAUCAAACACAUCAAAUCUAACAACCACAAAUUCCAUCUAUGUUACACCAGAUCAGUCCCCUGAUGUUGAAAUAACGGACAACACAAUACAACAACCUGUACAAAUUGGCUGUGGAAAUAGCGCAUUUACAAAAGUGACAAAACUAUCUAAUAAAGACUCAAUAGAAGAGAGACAACCACACACAAUCAAAGAUUCAGCAAGUGUUGAAGGAGAUAUGACAUCAUUUGAUGAAGUUGAUGCAAUGCCAGUGGAUGUUUGUGAGGCUAGCCAGUAUGCAGAAGAGAGUCCUAGUAAAUCACCAGGGGAAGUGGAGAAUGGUGUUGUUGAUAGGGUAGCCUCCCUUGGAGACAUGUUGUCUAGUAUCAUCAGCCUAAUGACUAAAAUAGAAAAAGUAACAAAUGCCAACAAGGAGUCUCUUAUGCAAGACAUUGAAUCCUUGAAAUGCAAACUUGAAGCAUCAAAGACUUUUUACAAAGAAGAAACAACAAAUCUACAUCAGCAAAUUCUCAGCCUUCAAGAACGAGAAGUAAAGUUUCGACAGGAGUUGGUGGAAAGGAAAAAUGAAAUAGCCAAUAAAAGCAAAGAUCUGGAAUAUACCAAGUCGAAGUUGGAGAGUAUGGCUGACAAUGUAGGCCAUCUGGUGGACCAACAGUCAACUAUAGAGAAACUUAGCAAGGAAUUGAAGAGUCUCCAAGUUCUCAAUUCGUCACUUGUUGCUGAGAAAACUCAAUCCGUUGAACAUUUAGAAGAAGCCCUCAAAAGACUGGAUGAUGUGUCUAAGGGGUCCAUGUGUUAUGUCUCAGAAGGACAAUACUUACGGGAGAAACAUAAUUUAAAGAAAGAGAUCAAUAUUCUGAGGGGGAAGCUCUCUGAGAAGGGGGAGUAUUGUGAUGAACUGAGUGCAAAGGCCAACAAACGAAUGCAGUUGUUGGAUGAGAAUUGGAAAAAAGCGGAAGCUGAAGUUUAUCGUCUGGAUGAGCUUGUAGAGCACAUACGCCAAGUGUUGCAUGCAGAGCGUAACAAUCUUGAAGGACUUAAGGCUUUAGAGAAACUACAAAGAGAUUUAGAUGGCAUAGAAGCAGCUCAAACACCCCUCAGAUCCAUCAACAGUAAAAACUAUCCAAAAUUAGACUUAGAGACUGUCAAAACUGGAAACCUCUUCAUAUGAUGUAGUAUUUUGGCCUAUAAUGUGACAUUGUGCCCCAUAGUGUGACAUUAUACAUCAUAGUAUGACAUUUUGCCCUAGUAAGAUAUUGUGCCCUAUAAUGUGACAUUGUGCCCUGUAGAGUGACAUU
This is a messenger RNA of Owenia fusiformis, 4885 nucleotides long. The record is from the annotation of a GenBank genome assembly. NCBI's taxonomy places the organism in Eukaryota, Metazoa, Annelida, Polychaeta, Sabellida, Oweniidae.